Linepithema humile (Argentine ant) is the source of this 666-nucleotide messenger RNA. RefSeq lists its product as uncharacterized. Gene Ontology annotation, molecular function: nucleic acid binding. The record is from RefSeq and is a predicted model, not a curated record. Lineage: Eukaryota; Metazoa; Arthropoda; Insecta; Hymenoptera; Formicidae.
AUGAUUGGAGCUCACCGUACAAGAACCACCGCCUACCAUCCACAAUAUAACGGCAUGAUAGAGCGAUGGCAUCAAUCGCUAAAAGCUGCUAUCAUGUGCCACGCUCAACCACCAGGGAACUGGACGGAAAUCCUGCCCACUGUUCUUCUCGGACUAAGGACCAGCCUUAAAGAAGGCAUCAACGCAUCAACAGCGGAGAUGGUGUAUGGCAAAACGCUAAGGAUACCCGGCAAAUUUUUCAUCGGCAAAGAACCUUCGAUUGAACCGCAAAUAUUCCUUGAAAAACACCGACUUCACAUGCGGAAGAUACGUUCUGCACCUAAAGCUCAUCACAACAAAGCCAAGUCAUUUGUACACAAAAACCUUCACACUUGCACUCACGUAUUCGUCAAAACCGAAGGAAAAAAAUUUCUCGAACCGCCAUACAAAGGACCGUACAAGAUCAUCAAACAAAUUUCAGAGCGAAUUUUCAAAUUUGAUAUCAAUGGAGAACAGAAAACUGUCACCACCGAGCGAGUAAAACCAGCAUUUUUAAAAAACGACGUCUCAGAGCAACAAUCAUCUACUCCAUCGACUUUAGAUUCAGCAAGUCGAUCUAUUCUAAAGACUUAUCCAAGUGCCAAAGACAAAACAACUACAAAAAAAAGUGUUCAAUUCGCGCUGUGA